This is a messenger RNA of Cuscuta epithymum, 1182 nucleotides long. NCBI's taxonomy places the organism in Eukaryota, Viridiplantae, Streptophyta, Magnoliopsida, Solanales, Convolvulaceae. The record is from the annotation of a GenBank genome assembly.
CAGUUGUUUGUCAGAUAUGUUUCUCGUCAAGUCAUUCUGCUCUUGCAUGUCCCAGAUUUGUUGGUUCUUCUACUCCGACGCUAGCUGCUCUUCCUUCGGGCGAAACAAAUGCGUCUGUGUAGUAUCCAGACUCGGGUGCCUCCGCUCAUAUGACUCCUCAUGAAGAUGGAGAACUACUCACUGACGCUAUUGAGUACCGCAGUAUGGGUACUACGAAUCAUGGUUUAUGGCUCCAGGCAAAUCAUGAUAUUUCUCUUAUUCUUGCCUACUGUGAUGCUGAUUGGGCCAGUUGUUCAGAUAGCAGUCGCUCAACUACCAGUUAUGCCAUUUUUCUAGGGCCCAAUCUUGUUUCGUGGAGGUCUAAAAAGCAGCCUACAGUCUCUAAAUCCUCUAUUGAAGCAGAGUAUAGAGCUAUAACAUAUACAGUUCAGGAUACUAUCUUCAUUCGGUCACUGCUAGCCGAGAUGGAGGUUUGGCUCUCUACUCCUGUUCAGCUUCACUGUGAUAAUGUGUCUGCCUCUUAUCUUGUUGUUAAUCCCAUUCAACAUGAUCGCAGCAAGCACAUCAAGAUUGAUUAUCAUUUUGUCAGAGAACGUGUUGCUCAUGGAGACCUUGUUGACAAAAUAUGUUCUCACACAAUUGCAGUUAGCUGAUAUUUUUACAAAUAAUUUAUCUAGUCAGCGUUUUGAUAUUUUACGUUCCAAUCGUGUAUAUUUGAACGUAAACCAUGAGGAUGAUAUCCAAACAUGCACAUAUUGAGGGGGUGUAAUAAUCUAUGGUAUUAGGCCAUAUUUGUAGUUUCCAUAUUCUUUAUUACUCUCUCCGUCCCUAAAUGUUGUUCCAAUUGCGGAUUACGAAGGUUGACCGACGAUAAAGUUAAAUGAUCCCUGUGAAAACUCGGAUUAUUUUUAGUAAAUAAAAUUUACAUAUUCAGAAACUACAUUAAACCCGCUACAAAGCCUGCAAAAAAUAAUUCAAUUUUUAUAUAAUUUUGAUAUAAAAAGUAAGAGUUUAAGAGUGAUUUAAGUUGACCCUCGAUAAGCGAAAUGGAACUUCUUUUAGGGACGGAGGGAGUAUUAUAUAUACACGAUCAGGACAUAGCUUGGAGAUUUUGGGCAUACUUAUUAUAUUCAGUUAAAGGGGUUGUUUUGAAAUCGGCGGAUCAGCCGUUCAUAACGGUGG